UUGAGUCAGUGUCAAAAAACUUUGGAGGACAAAAUUUAAGACCGUGACAGAUUAAAAGUUUUAUUAAUGAAAUGUUUAAAAUAUUUGUUUACCUUAAUAAUGUGUCUUGAAGUCGUAACAAAAAAAACUAUCAGCCAAUUUGUACCUUUUCUUGAAGAAGAUGAAAACACUUUCAAUUUCAGCUUAAUUUUAGAGGAAAAUAGUCGAGUUGAAGCUUACAUGGACAAAUGCCCUCUUAAAGUUUUAGGAGGCCAAGAAAUAAAUAUAACACAAGCUCCUUACCAAGUUGCAAUACGAAAACAUAUUUUAUAUGGCUUUAUUUGGUCAGCGUUCUGUGGUGGUUCUCUUAUAACAAUGACAUAUGUGGUUACUGCAGCACACUGCUUUAUUGAUAGUCAAGGACACUUUAAAAAACUUUCAAUACGAAAAGUAGUUGCCGGUACUAUGAAGACGACGGCCACGAUGUUUCAAUCAACAAAAGGCGAACAGUGGCGCAAUAUAAAAAAUGUUUACAAGCACAAGUUUUAUGAUCAAAAAUUAUUCGAACACGAUUUUGCUAUUGUAGAGGUUGCUAGUCCUUUUGUGAUAACAGACACGGUGAAGCCGAUCCGACUGUAUAAUUUGAAAAGAGAUAAAAAGAUUGAGAAAGGUUUACAAUGCUCUGUGUCCGGAUUUGGUCUCAAGGAAAAUUCAAAAGCCUCUCUCAGACUGAAUGCGGUGUGCGUACCAAUAGUCACUAUGGAUGCGUGUAAAAUGUUUUAUUAUGAAGAAUAUUUGCACCCAUCUAGUCUAUGUGCUGGUGCGUCUGGGAAAGAUAGUUGUCAGGGUGAUUCAGGUGGACCAUUGGUGUGUUAUGGUGUUCUAGUGGGUGUAGUAGCAUGGGGUGGAGUGUGUGGUGUACAACCAGGAGUUUACACUAAAAUAUCGGCAUACACCGGCGGUAAAGACGUGCCUUUUACGAAAAACAACGUAAUGAGAACUAAAAGCUGCAUCGGAAUUUUGAUGAUUUUUUUGUGUAUUAAUAUUUACAUUAAAUAAUAUAAUGAUAUGAUGUUA
Molecule: messenger RNA, 1056 nt
Organism: Danaus plexippus (monarch butterfly)
Lineage: Eukaryota; Metazoa; Arthropoda; Insecta; Lepidoptera; Nymphalidae
Product: trypsin-7-like
Exons: 7
Coding region: 67-1038 (323 amino acids)
Biological process (GO): proteolysis
Molecular function (GO): serine-type endopeptidase activity
Source: RefSeq, a predicted model, not a curated record